UUUCUCUCCUUCCUCUUUUAAACAUUUGUGGUUGCCGUUACUGCUCGAAGGAAAACGAAAGCAAAAGGAAGGAAAAGAACUUGUUUGGCGGCAAGAGAAAGUGGGAAGGAAAAGAAAGAGCUGAGAAAGAGUAGCGGUGUGACACAUUUUUAACCAUUAUUAUUAUGGCCACUACCCCUCUUUCCUCUCAUUUCUCUCCUCUUCCUUCCUUCUCUUCUUCCCAAUCACGUUCCUUUCCAAAACCUUUACUUUUUCCUUCCUCUUUCCCUUCUUCCAACUUUAGCAAAUUACGAAAAACUCCUCUCCUUGUUUUAUCUUCCAAUAAUUUCGAUGCCUUUCCUUCACGUGAUGAUUCCGGUUCCAAUCCUAUUCCUUCUAAGAAGUCGGUCCUCAAUGUUCUGAUACAGGACAUAGAACCAUUGGAUGUUAGCCUUAUCCAUAAAGAUGUUCCCCCUACAACUGUGGAUGCCAUGAAAAGGACUAUUUCAGGCAUGUUUGGUUUACUUCCAUCUGACAGGUUUCAAGUCUAUAUUGAGGCAAUGUGGGAACCUUUGUCGAAGUUGUUGGUUUCUUCUAUGAUGACUGGUUAUACACUGAGGAAUGCUGAAUAUAGGCUUUGCCUUGAAAGAAACCUUGGUUGUGACACAGAUUUGGAACAUCAAAGUUCAGAAAAACCAAACUUUGACCUACAGGAGAUUGUGUUAGACGGUACAAAAUUAAAAGAACUUUCAAGGAAAAAUGAUUCGUCAUCUGAAUCUGAAAAAACCACUGAGAAGCAAUUUGAAGAUAUUGAAUUUGAAGGCCUGGGUGAAAUAUCCCCUGAAACUCGUAAAUAUAUUCUUCAUUUGCAGUCUCGUCUAGCUUCAGUGAAAAAGGAACUACAUGAAUUAAAGAAGAAAAAUGAGGCCAUGCAAAUGCAACAGUUUGUUGGGGAAGAAAAGAAUGAUUUACUUGACUACUUAAGAUCACUACAACCCGAAAAGGUAGUUGAGCUUUCUGAACCGUCUUCCCCUGAAUUGAAAGAAACUAUCCACUCUGUAGUCCAUGGUCUCCUUGCCACUCUUUCUCCGAGGAUGCAUUCCAAGGUUCCUCUGUCAGAGAACACGGCAACCGGAACUGUAAAUAUUGGAAGUGAAAAUUGUUCCGAACUUGUUGAGGAUACUUCCCUCCAGCUACAGCCAUUAAUUUCCUUAACACGAGACUAUCUUGCUCGUCUUCUCUUCUGGUGUAUGCUACUGGGACACUACCUUAGAGGCCUCGAGUACCGUCUGGAACUAAUGGAACUUUUAUCCUUGACAAGCAGUAUCAACAAUAACGACUGUGGAGGUGACCAGUGAGCACAUCGGUGUGAGUUGCUCUGAUUCGAAUGCUUCCAUCUGUAUAUAAUCGGUCGAUACUAACUUCUUUUUCUGGGAAAAGAAGAAGGAUUUCAAUUGAACAAGAUUUGACCCAUCACUGUCUUACAGAUGGAGAGUUUCUUAAUGUACAACACUUCAAAAAAGCAAGAUUAUUGCACUCAUUUUCUUUUUGUUAA
Molecule: messenger RNA, 1534 nt
Organism: Gossypium arboreum
Lineage: Eukaryota; Viridiplantae; Streptophyta; Magnoliopsida; Malvales; Malvaceae
Exons: 6
Coding region: 165-1337 (390 amino acids)
Source: RefSeq, a predicted model, not a curated record